UCCCCGCCGCGUUCCAGCCUCCCGGGCCGGCUCGGCGUCGCUCUGCCGGCGCUGGGGGCGGGCACAGCCCCCUCCCUCGGUGUCCCCUCCCCGUCCCUCCCCCUCCCCCGUGGCGAGGCGGCGGCGGCGGUCGAGGCUGAGGCGGCGGCGGCGGGCGGGGCUCGGCUCGGGCUCCGCGGGCGGGCGGGCGGACAUGGCGGCCAACAUGUACCGGGUCGGAGAUUACGUUUACUUUGAGAAUUCCUCCAGCAACCCGUACCUAAUCAGAAGGAUAGAGGAGCUCAACAAGACCGCAAGUGGCAACGUGGAAGCAAAAGUAGUCUGCUUUUAUAGAAGACGGGAUAUCUCCAACACGCUUAUAAUGCUUGCUGAUAAGCAUGCUAAAGAAACUGAGGAAGAAUCAGAGACGACAGUUGAGGCUGACUUGACGGAGAAACAGAAGCACCAGCUGAAACACAGGGAGCUCUUUCUGUCCCGACAAUAUGAGUCCCUGCCUGCAACACAUAUCAGGGGGAAGUGCAGCGUGGCCCUGCUGAAUGAGACAGAAUCAGUGUUGUCAUACCUUGACAAAGAGGAUACCUUCUUCUACUCAUUGGUGUAUGACCCUUCAGUGAAAACAUUAUUGGCUGACAAAGGUGAAAUCAGAGUGGGUCCAAAAUACCAAGCCGACAUUCCAGACAUGCUACCAGAAGGAGACUCAGAUGAGAGGGAACAAUCAAAAUUGGAAGUUAAGGUUUGGGAUCCCAAUAGUCCACUUACAGAUCGACAGAUUGACCAGUUUUUAGUUGUAGCCCGUGCCGUGGGAACAUUUGCCCGUGCCCUGGAUUGCAGCAGCUCCGUGAGGCAACCCAGCCUGCAUAUGAGCGCGGCCGCGGCCUCCCGAGACAUCACCUUGUUCCAUGCCAUGGACACACUGUACAGACACGGCUAUGACCUCAGCAGCGCCAUCAGUGUGCUGGUACCGCUCGGAGGGCCGGUCCUGUGCAGGGAUGAGAUGGAGGAGUGGUCAGCCUCUGAAGCCAGCUUAUUCGAAGAAGCACUAGAAAAAUAUGGCAAAGAUUUCAAUGACAUCCGUCAGGACUUUCUCCCAUGGAAGUCCUUGACUAGCAUCAUUGAAUAUUAUUACAUGUGGAAAACUACUGACAGAUACGUGCAGCAGAAGCGCCUAAAAGCUGCAGAAGCCGAGAGCAAACUGAAACAAGUGUACAUCCCAACUUACAGCAAACCAAAUCCCAACCAAAUCUCCAGCAGCAGUGGCAAGGCCGGCACUGUGAAUGGAGCUGUGGGGACCCCGGGCCAGCCCCCGAGCCAGAGUGCCCUCCUAGGGCGAGCCUGUGAGAGCUGCUACGCCACACAGUCUCACCAGUGGUACUCCUGGGGCCCACCUAAUAUGCAGUGUAGACUCUGCGCGACCUGUUGGCUGUAUUGGAAAAAGUAUGGAGGUCUGAAAAUGCCUACCCAAUCAGACGAAGAGAAGUCCCCCAGCCCGACUGCAGAGGACCCGCGCGUGAGAAGCCACAUGUCCCGGCAGGCCUUGCAGGGCAUGCCGGUCAGGAACACCGGGAGCCCCAAGUCUGCAGUGAAGACCCGCCAAGCUUUCUUCCUUCAUACUACGUAUUUCACAAAAAUUGCUCGUCAGGUCUGCAAAAACACCCUGCGGCUGCGGCAGGCAGCGAGACGGCCAUUUGUUGCUAUUAAUUAUGCUGCCAUUAGGGCAGAAUAUGCAGACAGACAUGCCGAACUUUCUGGAAGCCCACUGAAAAGCAAAAGUACCAGGAAACCUUUGUCAUGUAUCAUUGGGUAUUUAGAGAUCCAUCCUGCAAAGAAACCUAAUGUAAUUCGAUCUCCACCGAGCCUGCAGACUCCAGCUACCAAGAGGAUGCUCACCACUCCGAACCACACAUCUCUGAGCAUUCUGGGGAAAAGAAACUACAGCCACCACAAUGGUCUAGAUGCCUCCAAGAUUCGGAUGGUGAAUUCUCUGAUUUUCGGAAGGGGAGGACAUGAAUUCAGAAGCCUGCAACUAGAAACUGUAAAAGAGAUUACUUUUGUGGCACCGGUUGAUCAGAGGGCAGAGUCUCCAAGUCCACGGGCUCCAAGUACUUCUGAGUAGUCAAACCAAUAGGGAACAUUUUGCAGAAAACAAAAACUUACCUGCUGUGUGUCAGACUGAGCUAUCCCUAUUCCAUCCUGAACUUCAAGACCUGCUACUGCCCCGCUGGUGGUCACAGCCAUGCCUGGAAAGGAGGCGGCCCCUUCAGUGGGAGAGUUCCGUAUACACCCCUUGAAAGCCCAAAGGGGCAGGGAAGAAACUGUAGGAACAUACAGUCUGGAUCUGUGACUCCAUAUGUGACCAGUGGCACCUAGCUUCCUUCCCAGAGACCUUGCUCUUCCAGAGUGGACCUGUCUUCAAACGGAGGCAGGGAGCUUUUAGCCUUCUGGCUUCCCAGCUCCCAGUUCCUAGAUGCAGCUGGCUCAGCCACGGAGGCUGCUGAGAGCCCGGAACCCCACCGCCCUGCAUGUGUGUACCCCACUGUUUCAUGCUGUGAAAUUAUGGUACAGGAGAGACCUGGCAUCUUUCUGAGUGGAUUUUCCUUCAGCAUAUGCCAGUGUUUCUGCAGUUCAUAGUAGUUCCCUGUUCUUGCUAUUGUAUCUCUUGGCUUUUCCUCAAUAGGCCGUCUUUCUUUCCUCACUGGAGAAAUUUAUUCUUUCUUUUCUGCAUUCCUGUACAGGAUUUGCUCCCACCCUCUGUGGAGCCUGAGGGUCUGGGGAGCAGAAGGUUCUUGGCCUUGGGCAGCCUGUGAGUGACUGUCAGCAUCUGUUUAGUCACUGGAGAGAAGCUGGGGUGGGGCUGGUUUGCCUUCAGUCCUGUAGUGCUCCCCAGAGAUCGGGUGUGAACGUGCCGAGCGUGUGCAUCACUGUGACAAGCUACUGUCCUCUUCCCUUAUAGCUAAACCAGCUGACAAAGACCUGUAGCCAGGGUGGAAGGCUCCUAUAGUGGAUCACUGACCCCCCCCCCCCAUUUUAUUUUAAGUAGACUCUGUCGGGCCUGAUGGGUGGGGUAAAGGGUGGAAAUCCUAUGUGUAGAUAUAAGUCUGUGUAGAUGGCUUUGUGUUCCCUCGCUCUUCCAGCUCAGUGUCUUUGUGAGAGUCUGUGCUGAGGCCCCUGGAGACCUGCCUGUUUUACUGCCCUGAAUAUCAGCCUCCAGUGACAUCCCAGAUGGCUCCUCUGCCAGCCUCCACACUUAGCCGCAGUCACCAAAGUAACUCCCUAAGCAGAGGAUGUGGCCACCUCUCCAUUAGCAGGGACAAGCUGUGGAGCACAAGAAUCCCAGGACUGUGAUCGAUGACUAGAAUCUGACCUUGCAACCACCCUGGGGCCUGUGUCUUAAAGCAGCUGGGCGGCUGAGAGGAGGCACUCCAGACAGGUUGUCGCAAGGCAGAGUUGCCACGGCUGGAACUGAAUCCCCCCAAAAAGUAAAUUGCCACAAAAAUAAUGGCAUCUGGACGUGUAUGUUCCAUGCAGAAGGAGGGGGUGUGGCUGAGGACAUCGGUCGGGGUACCAGCUGCCUUGUCCUCUCCCAGAGUUCUCUGGAGAGGAGGUUCUUCUCAUCACAUGCUGUUACACAGCUAUGGCAAGUGGCUUGGGACCCUGCAGGUGGGCCCUGGGUCAGUGGUGCCCAUGAAACAGGUGCAGGUGGCUGGCAUUUCACUAUAGUACCCCCAUCAGCAAAGACCCAGAAGAGAGAGCAACUGGCCUUAGGGUUUUAUUACUGUGAAGAGACACCAUGACCAAGUCAACCCUUAUAAAGGACAGCAUUUAACUGGGGCUGGCUUACAGAUUCAGAGGUUCAGUCCAUUGUCGUCAUGGCGGGAAGCAUGGCAGUGUCCAGGCAGACAUGGCGCAGGAGGAGCUGAGAGUUUUAUAUCUUGAUUUGCAGGUAGCAGAAGGAGACUCUGUGCCACACGGAGCAUAGUUUGAGCACAGGAGACCUCAAAGCCCGCCCCCACAGUGACACACUUCCUCCAACAAGGCCACACCUCCUAAUAGUGCCACUCCCCAUAGGCCAGGCAUGCAAACAUUUGAGUCGAUGGGCCAUACUUAUUCAAACCACCAUAGGUAUUCUUAUAUAAAAAGAGAAGAGCUAACACAAUAGUCUCUGACCCUGCCCUGGGUUUGUGUGGCACAUAGACAGAGAAACGCUUGCCUCCCCGUUUCCUUUCCUCUUCUACCCUGGCACAUCAUGAGUGACAGCUCAUCAUGCUAACAAUCAGUCACCCUGACCUGCUGGGGUUUUAUUCUCUCUACCAGAUCCAAGAGAUCUGGAGAAGGGCCUUGCCAGGGAUGGUAGUGGCACAGGAGGCUUGUCCUAGCCUGGAUCACACUUAGCUGCAGGAAAAGCACAGCUCAUUUUGAGCCCCAUGUAUCCAGAAUGUUCUUUCUCACCUUGCUUGUGAGAGCUUGCCCUUGUGGCCUCACCCUCCCCAACACAUAACUUAAGCAAUUUUGCUCCACCUGAUUACUGGGAAACCCAGAACACAGCAGGAAUGUCCCAGGGUAAAUAAGAUAGUUUCCAAAGGAUCUGGUCUCUUGUCUUUGCCUUUUUGAGCACUUGGUGUUGAGUGUCUCAUCACAGCCUUUCUGGGCCCACAAUGUUGCUGUCAUGGGAGUCAAUGGCAUGUCCCUGUUGUUCAGUGAGCAGAGGAGUAGCCAAGGUGAGGCUCUCUUCAUAGGCAUACGGCCAUGCCAGGUCUCCUGGAAGGACCCAAGAAACGUCUGCCCUUAGACAUUGCCACUGCUCUGAUAAACUGAGGGUGCACGAAAGUGGGGAACUGAAGGAGGUUGCUGGAAGCUCCCACAGUUUUGCCUUGUCUACAGCCCAGUGUCUACCACUCAGGGCCCAGCCAGGAGAGCAAAACUUGUUUUUAGGGUUCAGAACUGAAACGAGAACAGCAGGAGUGGAGAGCAUGGGUCAGAGGUACAUUAGUGCAGAGGCCAUGAAACUACAGGCCAGGGCCACUGCAAAGGAGCCAAAGCCAUGACGCAUCACAGUGGGGAGAAAGAACUUGGCCUCUCCCUCCUUGACCUCUGCAUUUCUGUGGGUGCCUCCCACCAGAUGGCUCCAGCCAGAAGCCAGCUACCCUGGGAGCCUCUGGACUCAGCAUGCAGCAGGAGAUAGGAGGAGAGGGCUUGAUGAAAAGCAGCCCUGGGGCAGGAGUACCCCUGUUGUUCUGUCUUUGGACCAUGGCAGCCCCUCUGCAAUGCUAAGACCUUGGGGAAGGAGUGGCCUGCUUGGGCUUGUAGAUCGUUUUCAUUCUUCUGGGGAGGAAAGGGUUUUACUGGCUCACAGUUGACGCUGCGCUCCUUUGGAGGAGUUUACCCACUAAAGCACCCUCUGCCUUGUGCUCCUCUCUAGAAAGCCAUGUCCUGGCUUCUGUGUAUGCCCCUGCCUGUUCCUUUCCUCCCAGUCUCUGGUUUCCCCCGCCAUGAGCACUAACCAGAGCUGGCCUCAGUGCUCGGGAAAGCUCUCUCCCACGCCUUGCCAGUGUGGCCUGUCUGUAGGAGAGGCCAUCUAUCCGUCGGUUUGUAUUGUGUUUCCAAUAAAUUUCUGGAAAUCA
Mastomys coucha (southern multimammate mouse) is the source of this 5618-nucleotide messenger RNA. It is a transcript of the gene Mta3, whose product is annotated as metastasis associated 1 family member 3. Lineage: Eukaryota; Metazoa; Chordata; Mammalia; Rodentia; Muridae. The transcript is spliced from 18 exons. Gene Ontology annotation, biological process: negative regulation of transcription by RNA polymerase II. Gene Ontology annotation, molecular function: transcription corepressor activity; histone deacetylase binding; chromatin binding. The coding region runs from base 194 to 2113 and encodes 639 amino acids. Gene Ontology annotation, cellular component: NuRD complex; nucleoplasm. The record is from RefSeq and is a predicted model, not a curated record.